GCCGCCAGCGUCUCUGUGCGGGCCCUCGGCGGGCUCCGAUUUUGCGGCUGUCGAGGCCGUGUCGGGGCCAUGUCGCGACACAGGCGGGUCCCGCGGCGGCAGCCCAGCGGGGCCUCGGGGGGCUCGGCUGCCUCCGCCGCGGUGCGCCCCCGGGCCGAGGCCCUCAGGGACGUCGGCGUGGACGAGGCGGUGGAGAUGGCGGUGCAUCUCGCCCUGGAGCGAUUCCAGAGCGGGGACGAGGCGGAGAUGGAAUUUCCUUCUAGUUUCACUAGUACUGAAAGAGCAUUUGUUCACCGGCUCUGUCAGUCUCUUGGACUGGUAUCUAAAAGCAAAGGAAAAGGAGCCAAUCGAUACCUGACUGUAAGGAAGAAGGAUGUAUCAGAACUGACACAUGCAGUCAUGACUUGUGACUUGGCUCUCCGUACAAAACAUGCCGUUCGGAGUCUAAUUCAGAGCUUUCCUGUCACAAAUAAGGAACGGACAGAACUCCUGCCAAGGACAGAGCGAGGAAAUGCCUGUGCUGUUGAAUCUGAAAACAAAGAAGUGAACAAGACAAGUGGUCGACUUAAUGAUGGUAUUCCCCAGGUCCCAGUGAAAAGAGGGGAAUCAGAGUUUGAUUCCUUCAGACAAUCACUACCAGUUCUUGAAAAACAGGAAGAAAUUGUCCAAAUAAUAAAGGACAAUAAAAUUGUUUUGAUUAUAGGAGAGACUGGAUCAGGAAAAACUACUCAAAUCCCUCAGUUUAUCCUUGAUGACUGCUACAAGAAUGCAACUCCUUGUCGUGUGUUUUGUACGCAACCAAGACGUUUAGCAGCUGUUGCUGUGGCUGAAAGAGUGGCAGCAGAAAGAAAAGAGAAGAUUGGCCAAACAAUUGGUUACCAGAUCCGCUUAGAAAGCAGGGUUUCUCCAAAGACACUGGUAACAUUCUGCACUAAUGACAUGCUCCUUCGCACGCUGAUGGCAGGAGACAGCACCCUCUCCACCGUGACCCAUGUUAUUGUGGAUGAAGUACAUGAGAGGGAUAGGUUCAGUGACUUCUUGCUAAUAAAAUUGAGAGAUGUGCUGCAAAACCAGACUAAUCUAAAACUAAUUAUUUCUAGUGCUGCUCUAGAUGCAAAUCUCUUUAUUAGGUAUUUUGGAAGCUGCCCAGUAAUACAUAUCCAAGGAAGAGCUUUUGAAGUUAAAGAGAUGUUUCUGGAGGACAUUUUACGAAGCACUGGGUAUACAAACAAAGAGAUGGUAAAGUACAAAAAAGAGAAACAGCAAGAAGAGAAGCAGAAGAACACUCUUGCUGAGUGGUGUUCAGCUCAAGAAAACACUCACAAACUGUCAUCUCGGAGACAUAAAUCAGUUCCAAGGGCAAAUGAAGAAUACAAAUGGUUGGAUGAUGGUGGUGACACAAUAUUUAAUCAACUUACCGAGAAAGAUGUGAAUAGCCUCGAACCAUGGAUAGUAAAAGAAAUGGAUUCCUGUCUUUCUGACAUCUGGUUGCAUAAAGAUAUUGAUUCCUUUGCUCAGGUGUUCCAUCUUAUUUUAACUGAAAAUGUCAGUGUUGAUUACAGGCACAGUGAAACUGGUGCAACUGCUCUGAUGAUUUCUUCAGGGAGAGGCUUUUUGAGUCAAGUAGAACAGCUGAUCAGCAUGGGAGCAAGUAUCCACUGCAAAUCAUCCAAUGGCUGGAUGGCUGUGGACUGGGCUAGGCGUUUUGGACAGACAGAAGUUACUGAUCUGUUGGAAUCCUACAGUGCUUCAUUUGGAUUUGGAAAUCUGGAUGAAAGUUCCCUGGUCCAGAAAAGCAGUAGUGACCUUAGUGCAGAGGACAGAGAACUACUGACAGCUUAUCAUCACAGUUUUGAUGAUGAAAAAGUGGAUCUGGAUCUGAUAAUGCACUUACUUCACAGCAUCUGUCAUAGUUGUGAUGCAGGAGCAAUUUUAAUAUUUCUUCCUGGAUAUGAUGAGAUAGUGACCCUGAGGGACCGCAUUCUUUUUGAUGACAAGAGAUUUGCUGAUAAUGCUCACAGAUACCAAGUUUUCUUGCUUCAUUCGAGUGUGCAGACUUUGGAUCAGAAGAAAGUGCUUGAAACUCCACCUUCUGGCAUCCGCAAAAUUAUACUUUCUACCAAUAUUGCAGAAACAAGCAUAACGGUCAAUGAUGUUGUGUUUGUCAUUGACUCAGGCAAGGUGAAAGAGAAAUCUUUUGAUGCACUGAGUCGUGUUACAGUGCUAAAAAUGGGGUGGAUUUCAAAAGCCAGUGCUAUCCAGAGAAAAGGAAGGGCUGGGCGCUGUCAGCCUGGAGUCUGCUUUCGUCUCUUCAGCAGGCUACGAUUUCAGAAUAUGUUGGAAUUUCAAUCUCCAGAACUUCUAAGAAUGCCGCUUCAGGAGAUUUGUUUGUACACAAAACUUCUGGCUCCAACUAAUUGUCCAAUUGUAGACUUCCUUAUGAGAGCUCCUGAUCCUCCACCUUCUGCAACUGUGAGAAAUGCUGUGCAUAUGCUUAAGACCAUAGAUGCCAUGGACCCUUGGGAAGAUCUCACUGAGCUUGGUUAUCAUCUCACUGAAUUAUCUGUAGAGCCACACCUUGGUAAAAUGGUGUUGUAUGCUGUAGUUCUGAAGUGCCUGGAUCCUGUUCUAACCAUUGCCUGUGCUCUUGCCUGCCAAGACCCUUUUGUGCUUCCCACGCUGGCCUCCCAAAAGUGUGCAGCCAUGCUGUGCAGGAAGCGUUUUGCUGCAGGGACGUUCAGUGACCACAUGGCCCUGCUCAGGGCUUUCCAGGCUUGGCAGAAGGCACGCAGUGAUGGCUGGGAGAGAGCCUUCUGUGAAAAGAACUUCCUAUCCCAAGCCACAAUGGAAAUCAUUGUAGGAAUGAGAACACAGUUACUUGGCCAGCUUAGAGCUUCAGGUUUUGUGAGGGCCAGAGGAGGAGCUGAUAUUAGAGAUGUCAAUACUAACUCUGAGAACUGGGCUGUAAUUAAAGCUGCCUUAGUGGCUGGGAUGUAUCCGAAUCUUGUGCAUGUAGACAGAGAGAGCCUGGUGUUGGUUGAACCAAAGGAGAAGAAAGUGCGAUUUCAUCCUACCUCUGUUCUUGGUCAAUCUCAGUAUAAAAAGGUUGCCCCAGCAAAUGGACAAGCUGCAGCCGUCCAGGCCCUCCCUACAGACUGGCUUAUAUAUGAUGAAAUGACGAGAGCUCACAAGACAGCAAACAUCAGGUGUUGCUCUGUUGUGACACCUGUCACCGUGGCCCUCUUCUGUGGACCAGCCAGACUGCCAAGUAAUGCCUUGCAGGCAUCUUCAUCCUUUCGAGGGGGAGGGACAUCUAAUGAUAGCAGUGACAGUGAGAUGGAGGACAAAACAAUUGCUAAUCUGGCACUACUGAAGCUGGAUGAAUGGCUCCAUCUCAAACUGGACCCUGAAGCUGCUGGUAUGCUGUUGCAACUCAGGCAGAAGUGGCACAGUUUGUUCCUGCGUCGUAUGCGAGCUCCUUCUAAACCAUGGUCUCAGGUUGAUGAAACAACUGUAAGAGCAAUUACAGCUGUUCUGAGUGCUGAAGAACAGUCUGCAGGUCUGCAACAGCCUUCAGGAAUUGGCCAGAGACCAAGACCUGUGACUUGUGAAGAACUUCCUUUGGCAUCUACAUGGAAGUCAGCCAACAGCAGAAAAAACUCAACAGAAACUGAAUUAUCUGAUUCUUCUAAUGCUGAAAAGGUUUCAGUGAAAUGUACAUCUCCUGCACUCCACCAACCAAAGAAGUACAAAGAAAAAGACAUUUUGCUUGCCAAACGAUCCUCAGAGGACAAAUUACCUCAGUCCUCAGUGAAGCCUGCAGACAGCAGCCCCUGUGCUCGUCCUUCUUCUCCAGUGUCUGGAAAGGGUUUCAAAUCUCCUUCACCAAGACAAAACAUGCCAGUCCGGUACUUUAUAAUGAAAAGUAGCAACUUGCAAAACAUUGAUAUUUCUCAACAGAAGGGAAUAUGGUCCACUACACCAAGUAAUGAACGGAAACUGAAUGGGGCCUUUUGGGAGAGCAGCAUUGUUUACUUAAUAUUUUCUGUUCAAGGGUCUGGAUGCUUUCAGGGCUUUGCUAGAAUGGAUUCACCUAUUGGGUGUGAGAAAAGUCAAGACUGGGGAUCUGCUGGUUUUGGAGGUGUAUUUAAGGUGGACUGGAUCCGAAAAGAAAUAAUUCCUUUUCAGUUUGCACACCAUUUGCUCAACCCAUGGAACGACAGUAAGAAAGUACAGAUAAGUAGAGAUGGCCAGGUAAUACUACUGUCUUUUAAAGUUUUCUUUACUUGUAGAAUUGUGGAAUUUUUAUUAGCUUGUUUAGACUUGACAUUUAUCUCCACUUGUGAGUGUAUCUGCAAAUCUGAGUUCAUAGGUCAUUGGUGUAUUGUACAUUCAGCUAAUGCAGGAUUACUGCUGAAGUAAUGGAGCUACUUUGAUAAAAUCAAAACAGUUUCUUGCUUAUGUGUUUAAAAAAUUAUUUAAAGGUGGAUGCUUUCAAAAAGAAGUUGUUGGGUUUGUUUUGUAGUUUGUAAUUUAGUUCUGGAGGUUUUUGCCCUACUUGGUUGAGAUGUGUUCUCUUAGAUAGUCUGUCACACCCAAACAGCAGUUCAUAAUUGUAAGGUUUUUUUUCUGUAAAACCUGAAGAGAAUCCUGAGAUUGGAGGUAGAGUUAAGCUCAGGACAGUUCUUGUAUUUGUUAAAGCUCUAAAUGCAACUACAAAAAGCCAAAUUUCUGUGUGGCGGUUUCUGCUCUCUCCCCAUCCCCUCCCAAAACAUCUCCAUGAUGAUUCAAGAGCUAAAAUUCUUGUAUCACCUUCUCUUCUUCAAAAUCUCUCUCCCAUUGUAAGAAACUGGAGGAAAGGAGAAGUACAAGGAGUAGAUGACCACUGUACUUUUUGUGACCUCUCUUUCCACAUUCUCCACCACACUUGAUGAAAUUCAACUUAAAAAAUGUGGAAAAUAAUGACCAUUAGUUAGUAAGUGACUGAUCUGUGGGGAGGUACAAAAUAUCUGGUGCGUCUGUUCUUGUGUGUGGUGGUAGUGUGUUCACUGGGAAUUACCUUUUUUACAACUCACUAUGAAUGAAAACACUCCUAACAGCCUAUAGGCCAGGGUGGCUUGUGAAAGUUUUUAUGUCCUGCUGAGCCCUAGUAAGAAAACAUAGCUCUGCUGGGAGUUCUAAUGUUUGUCCCAAUAGCAAAAUUCUCUAGAGUUCUUCUAGAAGGGUUGAAAGCAAUCACCAGCAACCUCAUCUAACAAUUCAGUAAUAAAUAGUUUCUGUAUGCUCAAUAGUAGCAGUGCAAGUAACUUUCCUGAUUUCCUAAUAAUUUCUAGGAGCUGGAACCACAAGUUGGAGAGCAGUUACUGCAGCUUUGGGACCGUAUUCCUUUGGCAGGAAAAAAACUGACUGACCAUGCC
Molecule: messenger RNA, 5417 nt
Organism: Catharus ustulatus (Swainson's thrush)
Lineage: Eukaryota; Metazoa; Chordata; Aves; Passeriformes; Turdidae
Product: 3'-5' RNA helicase YTHDC2-like
Exons: 28
Coding region: 70-4422 (1450 amino acids)
Cellular component (GO): intracellular anatomical structure
Molecular function (GO): protein binding; ATP binding; RNA binding
Source: RefSeq, a predicted model, not a curated record